Cadophora gregata is the source of this 1329-nucleotide messenger RNA. RefSeq lists its product as uncharacterized. The coding region runs from base 355 to 1152 and encodes 265 amino acids. The record is from RefSeq and is a predicted model, not a curated record. The transcript is spliced from 3 exons. NCBI's taxonomy places the organism in Eukaryota, Fungi, Ascomycota, Leotiomycetes, Helotiales, Ploettnerulaceae.
UCGGUCUUGUACGGGCAUUUGAAGCUGCCAUGGCUGGAAGUCGGGUGCUUUGAUGCACACAUCUGGCCGAGUUGCGGUGUUGGGAUAUGAGGGCCUUUGCUGGGCGACUAGGCGUAAACAACAGGACAGUAGUCCGGGAUACUCUCCUCGAAGCCAUGUUUGCGUUGGAUAUCGCAGCGGUCGAAGUGUUGCGAAUAAAGAAGCUUUUCAUUGGAUCUGUAAGGCUCUCGGAUUUUGUAAGCUCUCGCCUUCCGAUGACGAAACUUCGAUGGAUCCCUGCAAUGCGCGUUCACCUCGUCAACACGCGACUUCAAUUUUUUAGGCGAUUCAGCGAAGCUCUUCAAGAAAACAAACAUGUCUAUCACCACGCCAGAUGACAACGACGCCAGAAAGAAGGAAUUGGAGGAGUUGACGAAGUCAGAGAAAAUAAAGAGUUUGCCAGGCUUAGGCAUGGCCGAAGUCAACACUGAUCUCCCUGCAACGACUUUCGGUGAAGCUACCGAGCCAGUCGCAAAAAGUCCCUCACCUCCAAUUGAGCCGCCCAGUAAGAAGCUUUGCGGAGUCUGUAACGAAAAGGAUUAUAAAUACAAGUGUAGCCGAUGCUAUUUACCAUACUGCUCCAUAGCUUGCUCUACCAUUCACAAAGCGACACAUCCCGCAGAGGAGCCAAAGCCAACUGUGGAGCUGAAAGCACAUCCAACCUUACCGCCGAAGCCACCUGUUGCUAGACCAGGAACAAUUGCUGGCGCAACGAAUGCUUCGAAUGCCGCAACUGCCAAUCCGUUUGCUGCUUUGGACGAGUCGAAAGAGCUCAAGGAGCUGUUCACGAGAUUCCCACGGCUACAGCUAUUGCUCGACCGAAUUAAUAAAGCUACACUUCCGCCAGUACACAGCAUACAGCAGAGCUUGAAUGGAAACAGGCGGAAGGAACAGCCUUGGAAUUCGGAUCGCGGCCUCGAGAAAGGAGUAAAGGUGCUGGACGACUUAAGGAAUACGGGGUCCAAGGAUGGCAGGGCUAUCAGGGAAUUUUCAAAGCUUAUACUGCGCUUGCUCUCUCCAGAAAAUGGCCUAUCUGCAAGGGAGGUAGUUGAGCAGGAGCUUGCGGCAGAGAACCAAAAGGUUGUCGAACAGCUACUCAAUGGGGAGCUGUGAGGAUAGGACGCUGUUUUGGGGUAUGCAGUCUUGCGUAGUCACUCCAAUUGCGCCGCCAAGGACAGAUAUUUGAGUAUCAUGUGUGAGGAGAACGAACAGGUAUUAACUCCCCUUAUGCCGAUGCAUGUAUCGCUGUGGCGGGACUUUGCCGGGGCAGCAAUUUUCACCACAUUACCG